GCCAACGUUGUAGUAUAAGUAAGACUCGGAACUUUGCCAUGCGAGAUUCAUAUAGCCCCGCAUACAUGUAUUUCUCUAAAUCAUCUCCACAAGAAUAGUCUCAAGAGUCUAGUUCGCCCUAAUUCGACAGUUUGAUGGUUCACUUCUGGUUUAAUACCAUUCUUUUCCUAGUCUCCCGUGUUACCUGCAUACGACUCCGCUUUCCCCUCCUAUACUCGGUGCCGACAACGCGCGAGGUUUGGAGCGGCUCGAUCAAUACCCCAAGAAAGUAUCAAACUAAAUGCAACAGGUAUAUCCUAGAAAAGUUGGUUUUUGGGUCGUGGGUCAUGUGGGUAUCGUUACGGGCCUGGUACAGCUCGCCUAUGAACCAGUCGUCUCUCGAGGAUUUCAAAUUGCUAAGCUUCAUAUGUACGAAUGCAGCUCCUGGUAACCGAAGCAUCUCUGCUCCGGGACCCGGGCCUUUGCCCGUUUCCAAACCUUCGUUACGUCAAACCUCCGAAUGUCUAAAUCGUCAUAAGAUCCAAAGUUCCCCGGCAAUUUCUUUACCCCGCAGAGCCAAUACCAAGGUUCUUAAAUAUAAUUUCUGUAUAAGUCGUAGGGACUUUUCGUGAAGGAAAAACUAAGACAACUGUCAUAUAUAUAGUAGAUACCAGGUUUAGGUAAAUUCAACAUGAGCGACGCAUCGGCAGCUGAGACGGGCAUCAGUCCCAACCUCCAGGAUCCGAAAGCCGAUCCGCAGUAUAUUCAGUUCAAGUGCCUCCCGGCAGGCGGCCCUUUGAAUCGGUGGUCUCAUGCGAUCACAAGGGAACAUGACUACCCUGGUGCUCAAGCUAUGUUAUACGGCGCCGGGGUGCCGAACGAAGAGAUGAUGAAGAAUGCUCCUCACGUUGGAAUCGCGACUGUCUGGUGGGAGGGAAAUCCUAUAGUCCUCGAUUUCGGAAAGAUCGUGAAGAGAGCGGUAGAAAAGCAGAAGAUGCUGGGAUGGCAGUACAAUGCCGUAGGAGUAUCAGACGCUAUUACCAUGGGAGGUGAAGGCAUGAGAUUUUCGCUUCAAACUCGUGAUCUCAUUGCAGACAGUAUAGAAACCGUUACCUGCGCGCAACACCACGAUGCCAAUAUCUCAAUUCCCGGCUGUGAUAAGAACAUGCCGGGUGUUGUCAUGGCAGCAGCACGCCACAACCGGCCUUUCAUCAUGAUUUACGGCGGGACAAUUCGAAAGGGUUAUUCGGACCUGCUAGAGCGCGACGUGAAUGUUAGCACUUGUUACGAGGCUUCAGGAGCAUUUGCAUAUGGUCGACUCCAAGCCAAGACGAACCCUGGCGCCGCAGGUCGAACUCCGAGCGACGUGUUGUCAGAUAUUGAACGUCAUGCUUGCCCCGGCGCGGGCGCCUGCGGUGGAAUGUACACUGCCAACACGAUGGCAACGGCUAUAGAAGCUAUGGGUCUUACCCUUCCCGGGUCGUCAUCUUAUCCCGCUUUAUCUCCAGAGAAGGCCCGUGAAUGCGAACGCGCCGCUGAGGUCAUUAAAGUAACUAUGGAGAAGGAUAUUCGUCCUCGUGAUUUGUUGACGAGAGAAUCGUUUGAAAAUGCGCUGGUCAUUACUAUGAUACUUGGCGGCUCUACUAAUGGGGUUUUGCACUUCUUAGCUAUGGCAAACACAGCUGAAGUACCGCUGACUCUGGACGACGUCGAUAGGGUCAGCAACAAGACCCCAUUCCUGGCGGAUCUAGCCCCGAGCGGAAAGUAUUUGAUGGAAGACUUGUACAAGAUUGGCGGCACUCCGUCUGUCUUGAAGAUGCUGAUAGCGGCCGGCCUAAUUAACGGCAAUAUCCCAACAGUGACGGGCCGUACACUUGCGGAGAAUGUCGCCGAUUGGCCCAGCCUACCGCCCGACCAGAAAAUCAUUCGCCCACUUUCGGAUCCUAUCAAAGAGACGGGCCACCUCCGGAUUUUGCGAGGGAACUUCGCCCCGGAAGGCGCCGUUGCCAAGAUUACUGGUAAGGAGGGUUUGAGUUUUACGGGUAAGGCUCGAGUGUUUAAUAAGGAACACGAGCUCGACGAUGCCCUAUCGCGCGGCGAGAUCCCGCGAGAUGAGAACUUGGUCCUCAUUGUCCGUUACGAAGGACCCCGCGGAGGCCCCGGCAUGCCUGAGCAGCUAAAGGCGUCGGCAGCUAUUAUGGGGGCGGGGCUAAAGAACAUCGCCCUCGUUACAGAUGGUAGAUAUAGUGGUGCCAGCCACGGCUUCAUAGUCGGCCACGUCACCCCGGAAGCAGCGAGAGGCGGCCCUAUCGCAUUAGUUAAAGAUGGAGACACGAUUGUCAUCGAUGCUAUCAAGAAUCGGAUUGAUAUAGCCAAUGUGAGCGAAGAAGAACUGAAGGAGAGGAAAAAGACGUGGAAGGCUCCUCCUCCAAGAGCUAGAAGGGGUGUCUUGGCAAAGUACGCCAGACUGGUUGGUGAUGCUAGUCAUGGUGCUGUUACAGACCAAUGGGACCCGGAGGAUUAGGUAUUACUGGCCUCCGUGAAAUCAGGAUAAUUCGGAAAGCAGUUUGUUUAGCCACUCCUGGGACUUUGUACAUAUGUGAAGUACUCAGGUAGUGUGUAUCAAUAUUAGUACACCCUCACGAUUCCAAUGAUUAUCCUGCCGAAGAUAAAAAUGUAUUGGUUGAUGCGAACCUCCUAGAAGAUAUCUUUGUGGCCGCCAUUUUGACGGCAUUUCCGAGAGCGCCGUAUACAGAAAAAUGUACAUACCGUUUCGUCGUUAGACAUGAUGAGGGCUGGAAGAAAGGGAAUGGCUGCUGGUCGUUCGGUUCCUUCACCUGUAUUAUACAACCGUCGAAUAUAAGGUGACAGACUUAUCACACCAUGAGGAUCCAUCAUAGGGAUAGACUGGUAUGGAAAAACGACUAUAGUAUGGUUCGCCAUGACUGCUUAGGUAAAUAGCCAAAGCUUGCUGGCUGGCUAAUUGUUGUACGAGGCUAUUUGAUUAAAUAUGAGGCUGGCCAAUACAUUGGUAAAAGGCGUGCAUCUUAGAGAAUUGGGCAUUUGGCGGGGUUUGCAUGGGAGGUACAUGAUGCAGAC
Molecule: messenger RNA, 3078 nt
Organism: Daldinia loculata
Lineage: Eukaryota; Fungi; Ascomycota; Sordariomycetes; Xylariales; Hypoxylaceae
Product: dihydroxy-acid dehydratase
Exons: 5
Coding region: 671-2503 (610 amino acids)
Biological process (GO): branched-chain amino acid biosynthetic process
Cellular component (GO): mitochondrion
Molecular function (GO): dihydroxy-acid dehydratase activity
Source: RefSeq, a predicted model, not a curated record